GGGGAGGGAUUAAAGGAAUUCUUUCUUUUUUUUCUUUUACUUUCUUUUUAAUUUUCACCUUUUAACUGCAAAUCACACUGUACCUGCUUAUGAAGUAUGAGGUGCUGUUAGUGAUUUCUAGGCAAAAAAAGGUUUUUCCUGCAGCUAGCUGACCUAAAUGACAAAAAGCCAGCCCGUGCUCAUAGCCCCUCACACACACACACACACACACACCAGGUUGUUGAUGGACUCGGAGGUGGACCCCAUGACUUGGCUGUUAUAAAUCGUGCUGCUGCUAUGUAUACAUGGACAUGCAGACGUCUCUUCAGCAUGCUAACUUCAAGCCUUUUAGGCCCUCACCUGGCUGAACAGUGCCCAUGCACAGUGGGUGAAGUACAAGGACUCAAAUGCCAAUUUCUUCCAGAAACACCUCACGUACAACCAAAAAUAGCACUUUCCCAACUAUCUCAGCAUCCUUCUUGGGGAAAUCAGAAAAACCUCCCACUGCUGCUGCAGCCCUUCUUGCCAUGGCUACGUGGGACCAGGGGGAGGUCAGGAGUGUGGUUGACACCGCAGAAGAAAUUCUUAGCCUGCCCAGACCUAUCCAGAAGAAGGGAAGUGCGGUAUAAAAGCAGGCCUGCCUCACACCAAAGACCCAGGGACCGCUCCUGCUGGCUCCAUGUAUGGGGGAGGCAGCGGGGCUCAGGAGGCCAAGAAGUAUUUGAAGCUCAGAGAAAUGGGAAGGGGCUGCUUGCAAUUCACUCUGCUACCUCGGAGCCACCCUCAGAGCACAUGUUUGGCAGCUUAGCCCCAACAGGAACCAGGCACCAGGCAGCUGCACUGACUCACUACUCCUCACGGCAACCCUGCCAGGGAGGCUUCACUACUCCCCCCGCAGGGAAGGGACCUGAAGCACAGGGAGGCGAUGUUACCUGAC
Messenger RNA from Fukomys damarensis (Damara mole-rat), 916 nucleotides. RefSeq lists its product as uncharacterized. NCBI's taxonomy places the organism in Eukaryota, Metazoa, Chordata, Mammalia, Rodentia, Bathyergidae. The transcript is spliced from 3 exons. The record is from RefSeq and is a predicted model, not a curated record. Bases 277 to 915 code for a protein of 212 amino acids.